AUGUACACCAUCAAGUUCAGCCGUUCCUCUUCUUGGCCCAUCCUUCAUUUCAAAUUUCAACAGUUCCAAGUUGGGGAUAUUAAUGAGGCGAAAUUCAAGUUCCCGGAUCUCAUUGAAGACCUAUUCUCGUCCGGCGACCUCAACCGGACAGACCUGAUUUUUGCGGUCGACGUUUUCUCCGCCUCAAAUAAUGAAUCUAUCUACAAUUACUACCAUGUCGGCGAAGUUCAGGAAUAUGCCCUGACAGAAGGGACGCUGGACAAUAUCAAUUGGAAAGACCAUCUCGGUUGGGACACUGAUAUCUCAACAAGCCGGCUCCGGGUGAACAGGAGUUAUGUUUUAGGCUUCUUUGAGUACACAGGCGGUGACGAGGACAAGCAGACACCACAAGUAUACUCGGAUGGCGGAUUCGUCGUCUUGGGCCAAGUACUCGCAAACAGCUCGUGGGCUUACGACAUCCCACUGUACGCAGGACCUCCGAGCCCCCGGGCUGUCUAUCCUCGAUUCCGAGCUCCUGUCUCCGAUUACCACUCGAGAGUGGAUGAAGCCUCACAGCGGAACUGGAUCCUUGUGGAGCUUGUCGGUGCGCCUUGGGAGAUCCCUCGCCUUAUGAACCCUGAUGCCCGUUGGCCGUUGCGUGAUGUACUCGGCGAGACAUUUGUGCGAGCUGCAGAGUACGCCGCGGUAAAGAAUGCUCAAGACAAUCUCUUGGGUACAUUCGUCAGCAACUCAUCAGAAGGGACGAAUAUCACCCUUACCGUGGAUGAAGAUCAACCUGGUCUUGGGAUCAAGUCAUUCUAUACUAGUGGCGAGGAUGCUCUGGGGAACUCCAUGGGGGCGCGUCUUCACCCGACUGGCCUUUAUUCCGGCACAACAUCCUUGGCAUCCCUAUACAAGUUUAACGGAACGAGUCUGACUGCACAUCGCAUGGUUUUUAGUGAGCUCCCGCUCCCUCCCUGUGCUGCCGUAGAAGGAGGCGAUGGCGGCAACUUAUUUGACCAUUCAUUUGCCUGGAUGGGAGUUGGGUUGCUUGGGGCUGGUGAUGGAUUUAUCUUCGAAAUUGUCAACGAACGGCUCAUGAGCAUCAAGACUCUAGAUUCUGAACUCGUAUUUCAUCGGGUCGAAUCAUAG
This is a messenger RNA of Diaporthe amygdali, 1131 nucleotides long. RefSeq lists its product as uncharacterized. NCBI's taxonomy places the organism in Eukaryota, Fungi, Ascomycota, Sordariomycetes, Diaporthales, Diaporthaceae. The record is from RefSeq and is a predicted model, not a curated record. The transcript has 8 exons. Bases 1 to 1131 code for a protein of 376 amino acids.